AUACCAGCAGUGCUUAAGUCCAGUCCACCACAUCACAGUCGGAGCUGGUUGGCGAUUUUACUUUACAGUUCACACUUUUAUUCAAUCGAGAGCUCCUUGCUCCUUUAAUUUCUAUCCUGAUCCAUUAAGCGAGUGGUCUCAAUUCGAGUUUCGAGAUCCAUGGAGCCGGCGUCGUUGUUCAGCUUCGUGAGCGCGAUGAUAAAGCUGGCGAUGAAGAUCGCCACGGUGGCGAAGAAGGCUCGCCAGAACCAGACCAAGUGCCUGGAGCUCUCCGACCGCGCGCGGCGAGUCGCCGGCAUCCUGAGCAACUACAACUACAAGCCCGCGGCUACCGGCGAGGCGGCGGCGGCGGCGACGUGGGACAUGCUGGGCAGCCUCAACGAGGCCCUCGACGAGGCGCACAAGCUCGUCGAGUCCUGCUGCGGAGACGGCCAGAUGUACAGGCUCGUGGGCAGCCGCGCGGUGGACGCCAAGCUGGACAGCGUCAAUAACAAGAUCAGCAACUGCCUCAUGGACCUCCUCGCCGCCCAAGGCGCAGGCACGGCGAAGAAGAUCGAUGAGCUGCACCUUGUGGUCGUGGAUCGCAAUCACCACCGUGCAAGCAAUUCGAACGCCGGCGUCCGCGAGGAUAAGAUGACCAGUCAUCAGCACGCCGCUCCUGGUUAUAGCCGCCCAAACAAUUCAGCACGAAUGAAGCAGAACACCGCCGGCAUCAUGUUCGGCAACCACACCGCUUCCGAUCAUGGCCGCCGCUUAAACAGUUCAGUAAGAUCACUGAGAGUGAUGAACCCGGCUCUCAGUCAUCACCAGCUGGCAAACAAUUCAGCGUGGUGGAAGCAGAGUGAGAUCAACACCGGCAGCUCAAAUUAUUCGGUAAGAUCGCUAGGAGAGAGCAGCUCUGCCAAGUCGUCCUCGGGAAGAUCGUGGACAGAGAUCAACUCUGCCAACUCUUCGAUAGUAAGAUCGCGGACAAAGAUCAACUCUGCUCACUCUUCGAUAGUAAGAUCCCGGACAGAGAUCAACUCUGCUCACUCUUCCAUAGUAAGAUCGCGGACAAAGAUCAACUCUGCUCACUCUUCGAUAGUAAGAUCCCAGACAGAGAUCAACUCUAACAGGUCCUCGAUAAAUUCGGUGAGAGAGAUCAGCUCUGCCAAAUCCAUCCACAAAGAGAAGAUCGACCCUCUCCUUGCUCACAGUCAUCACCAGGCAAACAAUUCAGAGCCCUGGAGGAUAAUAAGAAAGAAUACACGGGGGUAUACAGAGAAGAGAAUACAGACGCAUCACAACCUCCCUACCACGCACUGAGAAGCUUUGACGUUUGCCACCUGCAAAAACACCCGACCAAAUUCCAAAUCAAACUAAUGCUAGAACCCUAAUUGAACAUCAUCCACUUCGCAUGCAGACUUGAAACACCAAGAAUCGAAGGUGCCGGAGGGCCUCAGUGCCACGCGCAUACCGGCUUGGUUCUCUGGCAGUCGAAAGACUGUGGUUAUCGAAGACCACCCGCAUCAAGCCGUCAGAAGUACGACUUAGUCAUGUUGCUACUUGAAUCAAUGCCCCCCGACGUCUAUUGGGGGAAGGAAGCCCCAAAAGAGGGAAGGCCACUGAAAGUUGAGGCCAUAGGCCACCCGCAUCAAGCCGUCUUCAAUCGAGCUUUAUCAAAUUGCUAGCCAGUUCAACGCCCUUCGGGGGAAGAAAGCCCCAUAGGAGGAAGGACCGCUAAACAUUGCAGUCAGGGACACCCAAGCAGAGAGGGUGAAGGGCAAUCAGGGGACUGAACAAAAGAGAAAUGAAAGAGAUGGGGAUCUACAGAUGGAUGAAACAUCAACAGAAGAGAACAAAGAUCGGGAGCAUCACGACCGCCGGAGAAGCACAUGUUCCAACCAAUAGGCAAACCCAAGCGAGCCAAGGAGAAGCAUGCUAGAAUUGAGGAGAUUCAGAGCGGCCGAGGCACCAGCAAACUCCUAGACAUGCAGGUUUGGGCUGAGCUGAUCGUGGCAAAGCUCAAAAUGCUUCCAACCGCCGGGUAGACAAGAAGAAAAGAAAAUGGAGCAGACAUCGGCAAAGUCAGCAGCGUUGUCGGUCGCCACUGAGCUGACCAAUUCCGGCCAUGCUGCCAAGGGGAAGGUGGAUCUGGGCACCGGCAACAGGCGACGUCGCAGCCCACCGACGACAUUGCAGGCAGCAAGCCGUCCCCACCACACGACCUUGCCGGAGGCAGGGGGACAUGGUAGGAGGCGGAACUGACGGCUGCCCACCACCACGGCCGGCUGCCGUCGCCGGAGGCUGCAGGGGCGUGGUAGGAGGCAGAUCUGAUGGCCACCCACCACCACGGCCGGCUGCCGUCGCCGGAGGCUGCUGGGGCGAGGUAGGAGGCGGAUCUGACGGCCACCCACCACCACAGCCGGCUGCCGUCGCCGGAGGCAGGAGGAACAGGGCGGGAGACAAGCUAGCAUGAAGAGAGUUUUGGAUCUGGAAAAGAAAAGGAGAGGAAGUUAAUGGUGUGGGGAGGUCGUGGUGCUGGGGGGGGAGGCGAGCGCCGCCGCCGGCAAUGCCACCGGGGGCAGCGUCGCCGGCCGCGGCGAGGCUGCGCGCGCGUAGGAGGAGCGGGCCUCGGCGACUGUCGCCUCCCGGGUCUCUCCACCAUUAUUAUAAAACAUGAAUACUCUCUCCAUCCCAUAAUAUAAAGCGUGCACGCAUUUCAAGAAUCAACAUUUAAAAUAUUUGACCAACACUUAGUAUAGUAUGAAAUAAAUAUUAUUUGGUAAAAAUUAUAGCAUUAUAUUGACAUUUAAAUUUACUUUCAUAUGGUUAUAAUUUUGUUGCUACAAACCUUAUAAUAUAUGAGAAAUUAUAAGCUAAAGAUUAGUUUUGGAGACCGUGACAAGUUUAACCGCGCCUUAUAUUAUGGGAUAGAGGGAGUAGUACUUUAUGCGAGACUUUUUUUUUGUUUUGUUAAAAAAAAUUAAAUAAGACGGACGAUUAAAGUUGGACACGAAAACUCAUGGCUACGCUUAUUUUGGGAUUGAGGGAGUAUAUUUUAGGACGGAGAUAGAAGUAAAUAUUUAGUAAUUAUGGGUAAGUUUCCAUGGCCCCUUGUUCGAUCUGCUUUAUUAUCAAAGUUUUUUCUUUUUUUUUCCUUUUGCUGUUUGUAUAUUGUUAUGAUCAAUUAAUAUGACUUGCUGGAAAUUGAACCUA
This is a messenger RNA of Oryza sativa Japonica Group (Japanese rice), 3198 nucleotides long. RefSeq names its product probable GPI-anchored adhesin-like protein PGA55. The record is from RefSeq and is a predicted model, not a curated record. Lineage: Eukaryota; Viridiplantae; Streptophyta; Magnoliopsida; Poales; Poaceae. Gene Ontology annotation, biological process: cell surface receptor signaling pathway.